CACGCGCAGUUGUUUGGCGGGAAUUUCGGAAGUAGCGGCAGCGACGCGGGACGGCGAGCCGUACUAACCCGGGAGAGGGCCCUCUGCACUGACGCCGAGUUUUCAGAGGAUGACGUCAGUCACCAGAGCAGAAGAACAGGAACCAAUGAUGUCCAAGACUCAGGAUCAUCAAUUGCAAUCAAGUCCUAACCCUUUGGAAGUGUUGCCUAAAUCCUCUGCCUCCCUGAAGAUGACGCAAGGCAUUCCAACGGAAAAAAAUCACCUCGGCUGGAGCCCUGAGGAGGGGGAAAGUUGUGAUGCCAAUCAUCAGGAGAGACUUCAGUUGAGGUCACUUCAUUUGUCCCCCCAAGAACAGUCUGUCCGUCAUCAAGACAGAAGGCAGUCCUGGCGACGAGCAAGUAUGAAGGAGAUAAACCGACGGAAGUCAUUGGCUCCCUUUCACCCAGGCAUCACAGAGCUCAGCAGAUCCAUCAGUUUGAAGUUAGCAGGUAGCAAACGGCUUGGCGCUCUCCUGCUCUCCAGCUUCCAGUUCUCUGUUGAGAAACUUGAACCUUUCCUAAAGAGCACUAAGGACUUCAGCCUUGAAUGCUUUAGAGCGAAAGCAUCUUCUCUCUCUGAAGAAUUGAAACAUUUUACAGACAGGCUGGAAAGUGAUGGAACUCUACAAAGAUGUUUUGUUGAAGAUUCAAAAGAAAAAGCACCAGAUUUUUCACUAGAAACCUCAGUGGCUGAGGUGAAAGAAUAUAUAACAAAGUUUUCUUUGGAACGUCAAACUUGGGAUCAGCUCUUACUACAAUACCAGAACGAGGUUCCACCCGAAGAGACACCCAGGGGAUCAACUGAAACCAAAAUCACUGAAGUCCAAGUGGAUCCUACGACUUGUCUUGGCUCUUCCCAGAAGGAAGUCCUUCACACAAAGCCUGACUACCAGGAAAUAGUACGGAAUCAGAACCGUGUCUUUGCCUGCAUGGAGUUAGUGAUGGAUGAGCUGCAAGGAUCAGUGAAGCAGCUGCAAGCCUUCAUGGACGAAAGUACUCAGUACCUCCAGAAGGUGUCACUCCAGCUCAAGAAGAGAAGCAUGGAGCAAUUAGAUUCUUCACCUGCUCGAAAACUGCUCAAACUCCACCUGCAGAAUUCAUCUACCACACAGUGAUCAGGAUCUUGUCGGCGACCUUACCUGUAGUUUCUGUGGUGAGCUGCCAGGGAGAGGACAGGGAAGAGUGCCUCCACACACGGCAAGCUCAUAGCAGUUUCCUCAGAGCUGGAAAGUUCCGACUGCAGAGCACUUUGACUGUUUCUGAGCGACAGCAUGUAUGCAUCCAGAAGAAUGUUGUUAGAGACACUUUCCGUGGGAAUGUGCAAGAUGCUUGAAAUGACCUUCAGAAACAGUGGCCCAUUCCUUUAAAGGUCCUCAGGGUCAGCACUUUUUAUCCCAUGAAGAUAUUGUCAAGUUUUAAAACAACCCAAAGACAUUUAGAACCAACAUUAACGAAAUGUUCGAGGGGUCAAGUUGGGUUCUUGUCAUAAAAGAAAGAAGCUAAAGUUUUCAAGUGUGGCACUAAAAGUGGAGCAUGAAAUGUUGUUGCAUGAUGGGUAUAUUUGGAUCAUGUCACAAAAUGCCCAUUUUCUGAAGUGUCCUAAUGUCUGUAGUGUGCUUUAGCUUUUAAUACUGAAUUGAGCUCCUGCAAUCUAAAUUUAUGGCAAGAAAGGGCUGAGACGAUUUAUUUUUUUUUUCUCUGGAAAUUCCCCUUUGCCCCGCUAAGAAUCGACCCCAAGGCUUUGCAUGUGCUAAGCAAGCAUUCUCACUGAGCUGCAUCUUUAGUUCCCGUAUUUUAUUUUAUUUUUUUAAAGGUGUUCUAGUUGCUGAAUGGUGCCUAGAACAUAAUAGACCUGUAAGAUAUGUUUUAAAAAUCUUGUGUUGUCAUUUCCUGUGACUGAGGAACAGUUAUUUAACCUCUUGUCUAGAACAUUGGAAUAAUGUUAGAAUCCGUGUUUUAAGGACACUCAAAAGAUUUUAAAUAGUAAAAGCCUAAAAUAAUAUUAUCAGUUUAUUGCUGAAGACUUAAAAGUUUAGUAGAUGGUAGAAUAGUUAAUGAGGUGGGAAAGUGCUAAUGUCUAAUUGGACUACCACAUGGAGAAUUCAAGCAGGCUGCUGCUCUAUGCACAGGUGGAGACCAGUGUAGUAAAGUCUGGAUUAGAAAUAAAAUUUAUGUUAUGCCUGGUUAUUGAAGAUUGAGGAUUUAUAUUGUCCAAAGUAGAACAAGAAAGGACAUUCCAGAUAGCCUCCAAGAAAGUCAGUAUUUUAAGAGUCAAAGACAGUAUUAUUAACUAUUGUUUCAAAAGCAGAGAAGUAUAACAAAGAGUACAAACUUUGGAGCAUAGUUUCAUCUCAUCAGUUUGCUCUGUCUUCAAAGGUGAUUAUGCCUUCCUCCAUUUUAUUACAUUCUAUCACUUUUUGUUUAUUUGUAAGUGUUCAAACUUGAAGGUAGGAAAUGUGUUGCGUGUCUUCAACCACUUAAAAGGGCUAGAACAUUAAAGAAAAAAACCAAAACACUAAAAACUUAGAUCUCAGCACUCAAGAAGUAGAAAUCAGGAGUUGGAGGCUCUCCAUGGCUGUGUAGCAGAUUCUAGACCAGUGGACUGCAUUAGACCCUGUCUCACAAUACUUAGUGAGCUCUAAGCAUCGUUAGUGCUUACCACAGCUUUAUUAUUGAGAGAGGCUUUUUUGUUUUUUGUUUUUUGUUUUUUUUUUGUCAUUUAUAGAACAUUAGAAAUGUUUCCUAAUUUAGCCAAGGAUAUAUGGGUAGUGAGGGUAAACCAGCACCAGUUUAGUACUUAGUAAAUGUUAACAAUUAAAUAUAAAUCAUAUAAUAAAAGGCUAUCAGUAUUA
Messenger RNA from Peromyscus eremicus (cactus mouse), 2890 nucleotides. It is a transcript of the gene Dsn1, whose product is annotated as DSN1 component of MIS12 kinetochore complex. Gene Ontology annotation, biological process: cell division; mitotic sister chromatid segregation. Bases 110 to 1153 code for a protein of 347 amino acids. Gene Ontology annotation, cellular component: MIS12/MIND type complex. Lineage: Eukaryota; Metazoa; Chordata; Mammalia; Rodentia; Cricetidae. The transcript has 11 exons. The record is from RefSeq and is a predicted model, not a curated record.